Messenger RNA from Rotaria sordida, 1902 nucleotides. The record is from the annotation of a GenBank genome assembly. NCBI's taxonomy places the organism in Eukaryota, Metazoa, Rotifera, Eurotatoria, Philodinida, Philodinidae.
AUGUCUAUAUCUUCGGAAAAUUUACAAAACUUUGAAGACUUUACCAUUGUUUGGCUUUAUGGACAUCCAAUAGAACGUGAAAUUUUUGCUGGUCAUGGAAACUUUCUACGGGCCUUUGUUAAUUCAUUCAAACAGUUUGAUGAUGCGUCAGAAUUUUUGAACUAUAUGUUGUCCAUCAAAACCUAUCGAGAAGCUCCAAAGACUUUUAUAGGCCCAGCUCCUGUCAAAUAUGAAAAUAUAUUUGUGGUACUUCCUAAUGCUUACAAUGAACGUUUAACAAAACGGAUACAUGAUUUAUCACAUGUUGAACAGAUUUACAUCUACAAUGAUUGUGAUGCUGAAAAUUUGUGGACAAAAAAAUAUUUAAAAGUUCGUGGACCUUAUUCUGUUGAUGAUUUGCAAGAUAUGUUUGAUACUAUAGCUUACGAUGUUCGGUGUGCUCUAAACAAUUUAUUACCGAUUACUAUCUUUGAUCGAGAGUCUACAGAAUUUAUUUAUAAAGAUUUGACACCUGAACAACUUGAUUUUCUUUGGUUUCAAGUACUUCUACGAACACUUCAAGAUACUCCAGUUAAACAAACAAUAAAAGAAAUAAUUGAUGAAUAUAAAUCACAUUUUACAGGCAGUAUAAUAAAAGAAGCACUAAUGGAGGAUUUUGCUAAAAGUUAUUCAAAGGGAAAUGCAAUUCAUUUUUACUCAACUAAUAAGGUAUGGCUGUCAACAAUUUUGAACAAAGCAUGUCGAAUGGAAGUCAUCGAAAUAUUAUACAAAUUUCGAUUUGUUUUUCAAGAUAUUCGAACUUGUUGUGUUAAAUUACAAAAAACAUUCAAAGAACAAACUUUAACUGUCUAUCGACAACAGUUUUUAACUAUAUUCGAUUUAGAUAAAUUGAGCAAAAAUAUUGGUAAGUUAAUUUCAUUUAAUAAUUUUUUCUUUGCAUCGACAGAAGAAUAUUUUGAUAAAGAUUUUGAAAGUCAUUAUGGCUCUGCAUGCGGACAAUAUGAGAAAGCACUAAGAUAUCUUACUAUUGUUUGUAAUGAACAUCCACCAGAAAGCUCUGAAGAUUCUGUUAUUUAUCAAAAUAUCGGUGCAGUUUACUAUAAAGUGGGUGAAUAUGAAUUGGCUUUGAAGUAUUUCCAAAAAUAUCUUGAUCAUCGUUUAAAAAAUACAGCAGCAACUGAUCUCUCUCUCGAAAGUAUCUAUGCUGAUAUUGCAACCAUCUAUAGUGAAAUGAAGAUGCUCGAUGAAGGGUUAAAGUACUGCGAUAUGGUAAUAUCUAUGCAAUCAGGUGAAUUAAAAGACAGUACAGAUGAAGAUCUUAUGAGAGUUUUCAUCGCGCAAGGUUCAUGUUUACAAAGAAAAUUUGAGUCGAAGUUAGCACAAGAAUCAAAUUUCAAGGCUCUUGAAAUAGCUUUGCGUGUCGAGUCAGAAAAUAGUCCGCUUCUUGGCGCGCUAUACAAUAAUAUAGCAUCGUGUUACCUUAGUUUACGUGAAUAUAAAUUGGCUGUUAAAUAUCAUAAGAAAGGAUUGAAAAUAAAAAAGAAUUAUUUACCAGCGAAUCAUCCUUCCAUCGCUACAUCUUAUCAUAAUAUUGGUGUGGUCUAUUUGAAUCAAGGUUGGCUAAUAAAUGAUUCUUAUUUGAGACGAAAUAAAAUUGAAGAUGCAAUAGAUAAUUUUAAAAAGUGUCUUAAUAUACAGUUGCAAACCCUGCCUGAAGAUCAUCCUCAUGUUGUUGCUACUCUACAUUAUUUGCAAGAAGCGAAAGAAGCUCUUGUCUUACCAGGUGCGCGAAUUAUUAUAGGUGAUACCGAGAUACGUUUAGGUCAUUCUCAACUUUUACAGUUUGUGCAGUCAUUGAACAAGAGUACAGAGGCAACAGAUCAAGGUGAAAGUGGAAAUUGA